AUGGCUUGUAGUCCUCCACCUCUGCUUUAAUAUGCACAACGUUCAACUUGUUAAGUAGGCCUUGGACCAGAUAGUUUGUUUUUUUUAACGUCGAGUUCUCAAGCGCGUUAAGUGUCGGCGUUUUCCCGUAACCUACUUACCAAAGUGUAUAGAUCAGGUUCGAGCUAGAAGGUUAAAGUUAUUUUAUAAAGUAUACACACUUCUAAGAAAACAACUUAUAAGAAGGACAGUAUUUUUUUUUCAAUUAAAUACAGUUUUUAAAUUUUAAUGGACAUGUAGUGGUUGGAGACUGUUUAUCAAGAGUCAAGUUAUUUCGCUUGAUGGUAUAUCUGCAAAGAUGUCGCAGCUGAAGUAUUUGAAUAAAGAAAUUAGCACUAACAAGACGAUAAGAAAAGAUCCUCCACCCCCACCUGUAGCGAUCACAUCACAGAAAGAUGAGCAUCGCUAUGAAGAAGUGGCCGUUGGUCAGAAAGAAGAAAACCUGUACGAUAAGCUGGUCUACACUGAGGAUGCUAAAGAAAUCAGUACCAGACUUCAGUCUAUCGAAGACAAUCAGGAAAAAAUGGCAGCUGAAUUCCGAAGUCAUUAUCAAUUUCUUAUUUCUGAGAUUAAGAAGCUACAGGACGCCCUCGAGGGAGUCAAAACCAGCAACAUUAAGCUACAAAAGUCCCUGGUGGAGUCGUCCACGGUGGUACAGGAAAGUGUCGAGUCACUCAAGUCACAGUUCCUGGAAACGUCUGACCAUCUAGGUCAGCACGUCCUACAAGUCAGGAAGGACAUCGUCGCCCUAUCAAAGAGAGACCCCAAUUCCCCGCCGCCUAUAAGCGGGUUUGAGUCGCCUAGUCACCACGGGGCCACCGACACUAGGGUCAAGCACAUGUUUGAGUGGGAUAUUCAAAGCGUGGACAACCUGGUCAAAACACAAGGCCACGUGUCCAGUCACUCAUACCACAUCGGCGAUCUGAACUACAAGGUCCUGGGAGGUGCGGAAUUCCUCAAAGAUAGCAUCAUGUCAGUUCGCAUUUAUGGGGAGUCUACUCAUCCUUCGGGAACGGACCACCUGACUAAAUCCGGACGCUUCGAGUGCAAAGUGAUGGUGAUUGACCGGUCCGGUGCAAUGACGGACUGGCUGAUAGGCAAAGUGGUUGGCAAUUUCUUCAAAGAAAAAAUGUGGAUGGUUGGAAAUGUUAGUGUACCAGAACUGAAGAAGAAAAACUAUUUAGCUCAAAACAAAACCCUAAAGUUGAAAUUUACCAUUGACAUUUUCAAAUAAAAUUCACACAGAUCACACAAUCAUUUAUAUAUAUAUAUAUAUAUAUAUAUA
Biomphalaria glabrata is the source of this 1324-nucleotide messenger RNA. RefSeq lists its product as uncharacterized. Bases 338 to 1273 code for a protein of 311 amino acids. The record is from RefSeq and is a predicted model, not a curated record. Lineage: Eukaryota; Metazoa; Mollusca; Gastropoda; Planorbidae. The transcript has 5 exons.